Molecule: messenger RNA, 4012 nt
Organism: Brachypodium distachyon (stiff brome)
Lineage: Eukaryota; Viridiplantae; Streptophyta; Magnoliopsida; Poales; Poaceae
Product: F-box/kelch-repeat protein At3g23880
Exons: 3
Coding region: 1802-3199 (465 amino acids)
Molecular function (GO): protein binding
Source: RefSeq, a predicted model, not a curated record
CAUUCAGGCUUCAGUUUCACUCCCUUGAUUGGAUGGCUUUGAGAAUUUCCUAGCCACAGUGCAUUACUCAGCCCUACCAUGGGAGAGUGUUCCAUAUAUAUAUAGACCUAUUAUUUGUCGAACCUCCACGUGCUACGGUAUAGGGUCAGUCUGGGUAAAAAUGUGGUUGGAACAGGAAAGGUAACAUGUACUCCCUCUAUUCUAUAAAGGUUGGCGCGCCUUUGAGGUAGAGCUAAUUCAAAUCCGUGUCAAUCUUUAUGAUUCGGACGGAGUAACUUUCUAAGUCUUGUUUCUUAAUUUCAGCACCAAAACAGGAAAUCUUAAUUACUACGUUAUAUGGAGUACAAAAGGAAGAAAUAAAUUUGCAGACAAAAUGGACCGAAAGUUUAACCAAAAUCAAGCAGAAAAAAAAACUGUUGAGCGUACAACGUACAAUCUGAAUUCGGUAGUAUUCAUAGCUGAACUUGUCCCAGAAUGACCCGCACACGCCGACUGCUUCUGCGUCAGUCGGACGAGGUCGGCAUAGGAGAGGGGCAGCGCUGGGGAAGGACGCAUGGGAAAGGGAGUGGUGCUAGGGAACGAGUAGCGGGAGAGUGGCGGCGCUGGGGCCGACAGGCCCUUCCUGUAUGAGUUCGCCGCCUCUGCUAAAUUCCUAUAGCUCCGACCGCGUGCAUCCACCAUACCACACCAGGUAGUAGUAUUGCUUGACGGCUAUUACUCUAGAAUGAAUCAGCACGGCCGACGAGUCUCACGACGGCAAAGGUGUGCAAAAGCUGCACGCCGCGGCGCGUCUCGAGUAUUUUGGAGAAAUGACAGACGACCUCUGCCGGGGAACCCACAUCGAGCGCGACCAUGGCGCCUGUGUGACGACGAAACAGGAGCUGGGACACGACCUCCGACUCCAUGACACUGAGGCAACAGUCGUGAUGUUGGCCAGUCUGCAACAAUAUGAGGAGCGUGCGGUGCCGGUGUUAGUCUCAGUCGCGUCAGAGUGGUGGCGAUUGAGUCGUGAACGCUCGGUAAAUCAAGGCGAGGGGGAGGGCGCGUGGAAAUCGUGUGGAAGAAGUUUGGUAUUUUUACCGGCUAAAAGAAGAGGCCGCGGGUGGAAAAUAAAUAGACAAGGGGUUUUCUGCAAAAGUGAUGGUCAAACCGAGUCAGCAAAGUACGGCUUACAGGUGGGAUCGGUUUGUUAGAAGAAAUACCAUACCACGACCGUAUGUGAGUAAUAAAAGUUCAAGUAUUCAAAACGACUGUUUGCAAUUUCGAAUGCUAAAUUGGACCGCGCCUCAAAUUCCCCUAGAUGUCUCGUCUCGUACGCGCGCUCUCCUCCAAACCGCAAAAAAUCGUCUUUUAAAAAAAACAAAAAAGAAACAACUCUUCUCCACGAGAAAAAAGAACUCGUACCGGUUUCUUCCUGUCAAAAAAGAAAAAAGAAAAAAAAACUCGUACUGUUACCUCUCGGAAAGAUUAGAAUACUAAAAGAGAAAAAAAAAAGGAACUCUCGUCGGUUUCGGAGAAGGCAUCCGAUCCAAUCUAGGAAAUCCCGACUCCCGAGUUAGCCAAUCUCUUUAUUGAACGGAGGGAGUAACUAUAACUAAGACGGGGUUCCCUUUGUUCUUCCGUUCCUCGCGAGAGAAAAAUCGAGCCUUUCCCUGAGGCCCGAGCCGCCGUAACCUCACCUUCGUUCGCCCGCGUCGCCAGCUAAGGAACUGUUCGUCGUAGGCGUCCUCCUUCUCCGCCUCUGGCGGAUUCGCUUGGAACCAUUCUCGCCAUAUUAAUUACAGCAGAUAUUGAGGGUAACAUGACGCAUGGUAGCAAGAGAAAGAGUAUCAUCCAAUCCUAUGUCGAAUCCGCGAGGAUGACAGCGGAAGUGUUCCCAAACAACAACAAGAGGAAGAAGGCCGUUGUAUCUGUCUGCUCACUGUUGCUUCCUGACGACCUGAUAUUAGAGGUGCUACUUCGCCUCCCCGUCAAAUCCAUUCUCCGCUUUCGAGCUGUCUGCCGCUCCUGGGCUGCACUGUUCUCCUCGAAGGAUUUCCUUAGCCUCUACAUGGCGACCUCUAAACCGGUGCCUGCACCACCAAAGCUACUUGUGGUCUCGCCCACAGCAAGAUUGGACUCCACCGCAGUAUACUCAUGCUCACCGUCAUGCCCCAGAUAUGACUUACUCUUCAACUUUGACUGUGUGGGCCAUGACUCUGUGGAAGUAGUGAUGCCCAAACCAUGCUGUGGACUCAACCUUCUCCAUGAUGCUGAUCUGCCUGCUUUCUUUGUUUUCAAUGCUGCCACACGGGCAGUUCAACGUCUGCCACCUUACAGUUUCCGGGGACGUCAGUCCAGUGCUGGACUGGGAUUUGAUGCCAGGACAAGGGAGUACAAGGUGGUAAGGUUGAUCCUUGGGUAUUUUCCAGACAACGACUCGACCAAGUGUGAAGUGUACACGCCCGGAGCUGAUUGCUGGAGGCCGGCGGCCGGAGGACUACCCUUUAGCUGGACCCAGUUUGCAGCUUCUGCAGUUACUCAUUCAGAGAUGAACAAAAUACCGCCUGUAUUUGCCAAUGGAUUCCUGCACUGGUUGAUCAAUCCUUGUCUUACUGUUAGAAGACCAAGAGCUGCUGUUAUAACAUUUUCUGUCGCAGAGGAGACAUUCGGAUGUGUCCGAUCACCUCCCUUCUGGACAUCGGAAGUGCACCUGCUCUCCUGGUCCCAGUCAGAAGGAGAGCACCUAGUGGAGAUGGAGAACCAACUUUGUAUAGUCCGAGACCUUCGCAAUAGAAUCCCUCUUCGUAGCACUUUGGAGAUUUGGAGGCUGCUGGAUUACAGCUCUGGUGAUUGGUCACUGAUGCAUCGGAUCGAUCUGUUUGGGCAUGUCGAAAGGAUUUUACGUGAGCCACAGGUUGUGAGAGUCAUUGGUUCUGUUGGCAAUUGUGGGUCAGGGAAGAAGAUAAUCAUUGCUACUAGCGAGCACAAGGUUUAUGACAAGUUUCAGAAGAAGCUUUACACCUAUGAUCAUAUUCAUCAAGUUCUAGAAACCAUUAUCUCAACCACAGAGACAUACAACAUGAAUAACAGUUUCCUCCCUGGUUCAAGAUUCAGUUUAUUUGAAGAGAGCCUUGUUCCAGUGCAUAAAACCAUCGAAGACCGAGCCACGUCAUCUACCCUGGCUAAGGUGACUAAAGGGACUACUGCCCCCAACUAAAUGAGCAUUGUGGUCCAAAUUUCUGUGCAAGCAAUGGCUCAGAUUGAUUGAGAUUUAAAAAAUCAUUCAGCCAUACUAUAAACCAGAAGAACAUUGUCAAAACACUAGAGACUGCAAAAUAAAAACCAGAGGUUACUGUUGUGGAAAACGUCUAUCACUUGAAGGACUUCAAAUCUUGUCAAAACUGUAGUUGUGAUGCAGCUUAUACUAUUUAUACAAAUCCAAAUACUGUGUCCAGCCUAUACCUGGCAUGGGUGGCCCGGCCCGGCCGGUCCGAAGCCCGACAUCCCGGGCCGGGCUCGGGUCUCCCUUUUCAGUCCCAAGCCCGUCCUGAAAGCCCGAAAAAGCCUGAAAUGGCUAAAAACGGGUAUUUUUAGGAAAAAUAGGUAUAAAAUAUCAUUUAUUUAUUUCGAAAAUAAUUAUUUUAAUGCGUAAAUGGCCUAUUUUCGGUGUUUCGGGCCGGGCCGGGCUCGGGCUUCAGGUUUGGCCAUCGGGCUUUUAUGAAGCCCGGCCCGGGGUUUGCCCAGGUAUACUCCAGCCAAACGCAGCCUUUGCCUGUGAAAACCUGCCAUUCUUGAAGGUUGCUAUACAUGGAUAAGUCAGCCAAGAACGAGGCAGGGUUGUGAACGGGGCCAUUGUUUCUUUCAACAUUGUUACCAACAUGUUUGAUGUAAUUCAUUGUCCUGUCCUACAUUUGUGUUCUGCUUGUAGAAGUAUUAUGUUUAUGUUAUGUGAAAACAGGAAGUGAUAGUAAUCUUUAUUGUACUUACAUUAAGAUUAUUAUCUUUAAUUGGAGAUGUGGCUUUAUUUUUA